AUGUUUGCAGAAUUCGCAUUGCCACCCGCAAGAUUUUGCGCAAGCAACUGUGACGUGCCACGAAAGUGCCAAGUUUGCACCGACUGUCGACCUUUUCCAACGCUUGGGGCCAUCAUGAAGCUCAUCCAGGUCGUGCUCGGCGUUUUCGCAACUUCCGUCUACUUGCAAGGGUGUGGCGAAGAUAAAGUCUAUACCUCCGUGGAUGAAGCUCUCGCAGCUAUUUGCUCCUCGACGGUCUGCACGGAGUAUUGCAAUACGUGCGUGACAUGCACCAUGACCGGCAACCGUUCUGCCACUCAUUCUCAUAUGGAGACAUGUGGAAUGAACCCGAGGGGAGGUGAAACUUGCAAGGAAGUCUUGCCGUGUGGGGGGAGCUAAAAACCAGACGGCAACAAGUGCCGUGUUCAUGAGCCGUGAUCGGCGCGCGUUUGCCUCCGACGUUCCCGUAGCGGACGGUCGGAAGCCGCAAAUUGCUUUGGCACUGGAAACAUUCGGAGUAAAAAGACCGCGCCAAAGAUGGGGAAUUGAACCUGUGCAGGUUUUUCC
Messenger RNA from Cladocopium goreaui, 546 nucleotides. The record is from the annotation of a GenBank genome assembly. NCBI's taxonomy places the organism in Eukaryota, Dinophyceae, Suessiales, Symbiodiniaceae.